Lacerta agilis (Sand lizard) is the source of this 1635-nucleotide messenger RNA. Its product is annotated as membrane primary amine oxidase-like. The record is from RefSeq and is a predicted model, not a curated record. The coding region runs from base 1 to 1635 and encodes 544 amino acids. Lineage: Eukaryota; Metazoa; Chordata; Lepidosauria; Squamata; Lacertidae. Gene Ontology annotation, biological process: amine metabolic process. Gene Ontology annotation, cellular component: plasma membrane. The transcript has 3 exons. Gene Ontology annotation, molecular function: copper ion binding; primary methylamine oxidase activity; quinone binding.
AUGAAUGGCAAAGCUCUUCUCUUUGUGCUCCUCCUGGCUUUGGUUGUGAUUUUUUCCUUGGUUUGCGUCUUGUUGACCAGAGGCGGGGAAACCACCCGGUGCGGUUACCAGUCGCAGAGCUUCCCGGAGCAUCUUCACGGCGACUGGAGCCAGGUGUUUGAAGAUCUGUCGCAGGAGGAAAUGGCCCGCGUGGCGCGGUACCUGAAGUCCAACCUUGGGGCAAGCUUGGAAGAUGCUUCGCAGGCGAGACCCUCUGACAACUGCAUUUAUUCCAUUGACCUGCAGUUGCCACCCAAAGCGGAGUCCCUCGCGUUCCUGGAUCACGGAGGAAUCCGCCCUCCUAGGCAGGCGCUGGCUGUGGUGUAUUUUGGAAACCAGCCCACUCCAAAUGUUACCGAGUAUGUGGUGGGACCUCUCCCAGAGCCGACCUAUCACCAGGAUGUGACGGUGCAGAAAUAUGGAGGGCAGCUGCCUUAUUAUCGCAGGCCCCCGCUGGAUGCCGAAUACAAGCAGAUGGCACGCUUUCUGCAUGGGGUGGCGUUCCCCACAGCUCCGAGUUUCAUGCAGCAGGUCUUGGGCUACGACGGGACCAACCUUGCCGCAAUGACCACCUCUCCGCGGGGACUGAAGUCUGGAGAUCGCUCGACUUGGCUCGUCCUGUUCCAGAACGUCACCGGCUACUUCUUACACCCAGUUGGGCUGGAGGUGCUGCUGGAUCACAGCAGCCUGGACCUCUCCCUCUGGGCCGUGAAGAAAGUGUUUUACGGCAGCCGGUAUUUCCGGGACUUGGCAGAGCUGGAGAGAGAAUUUGCCGAGGGGCGUCUGCAAGUGGAGAAGGUGCAGAGGGUCCCGGCUGAAGGGGGUUUUGCUUCGUUGAAGCCUAAGGUUUCCCCCGCCGGACCGGGCCCGGUGAAUUACGAGCCUCAUGGGCCACGUUACAGCGUGAGCGGCAACCAAGUCCUUUCCUCCUUCUGGAGUUUCGCCUUCAGGAUGGACGUGAGCAGGGGACCACGUCUCUUUGACAUCCGUUUCAAAGGCCAAAGGAUCGCCUAUGAGCUCAGUGUGCAGGACACCAUGUCGGUCUAUGGGUCCAACAGCCCUGGGGGGAUGUCGACCCGCUACAUGGACGCGAGCUUUGGCAUUGGCAGGCUCACCUUCCCCCUGGUCCGAGGCGUUGACUGCCCUUAUUCUGCGACCUACCUUGACGUCCGCUCUCUAGCUCAAGCAGAAAGGCCCCUGGUCACCCGCGAUGCCCUGUGUGUGUUUGAGCAGGACCUGGGCGCUCCGCUCCGGCGCCAUUACUCCCACCUUCGUCCCAUCUUCUAUGGCGGGCUGCCUGCCACUGCGCUGGUCUUCCGCUCAGUGUCGAGCAUAGGCAACUACGACUACAUCUGGGAUUUUGUCUUCCACACUAAUGGGGCCAUUGAAAGCAAAGUCCGAGCCUCGGGUUAUAUCAGUUCAUCUUUCCUCUACGGCGACGGGCUAGAUUACGGGAACCGGGUUGGGGGCCACACUCUGGGGAGCAUCCACACCCACUUCGUCAGCUACAAGGUGGACCUGGACGUUGGUGAAUGUGUGCGAAGCAGCCAGGAUCUGCACUGCUUGAAGCCGCUCUGCAAAGGAUUCGUCAUCUAG